AUGGCAACUAUGGCAUCUGCUGUCCGCGAUAUCGCGAUGACCUCCGGCCGAGACAACUUAACUGCUGUAGCGGCCCGGAGUGUCCCUGUGACAACCAACCCGACCAAUCCGACCGACCUCCCGACCCCCCCGAACUCCAUAUCGCCCUCGCUGCCUCCGCAUGGGCUCAAGGCCCAGCUGCGGCGCGCGCGGCUCGACUCGAUCGAUUCGGACUUGGAUCUGAUGGAGGGUGGGGGGGAACAAGCCGCCGGACUCGGGUCACCACCCUACGACUCGUCCGGCGCUAUCACCCCGGCCAUGCUGGCCAAGUUCCACCUCCCCGAGAUCCUGCUGAGCCACGGCCCGCUGCCGAUCCGGCAUCUGAUGGGCUACCUGACCACGUCGGUACCGGGCUUUGCCGGGAUCGCUCCCGCGAAGGCGCGCCGGCUGGUCGUGGGGGCUCUAGAGGGCAAGGGAACCGGCAAUGAAGGAGGCGGUCUGGACGGCGAUGUGGAAUUCAUGAAGGUGGGCUGGGGCCGGUGGGAUGCGAAGCAACGAGGCCAGCCUCCCCGGGGUUCGCUUUCGCGCCACGCAUCACCCGGCGCCCACCCCAACAGCAUACCCAUCAUCAAGACCCCCGGGUGGAGUACAGACCGGUCGCGCCUGGGCGCAAACCUCGGUACGAGCCAGGGCGGUUACUCGGCCGCUUUCUCGCACGACGACCGCUUUGCGGACGCGGACAUGGACAUGAUGGACCACGAAGCCGACAAGAUGUCGCUCGACGGCUCCGGGUCCGCGUCAUGCUCCGAGGCUCCGGACGACGACGAGAUGCGAAGGCAUAACGACGACCCGGAAGACGCGACCGACGACGAGGACUGGGCAGCUGUCGGCGCCGCGGCACUCCGCGCAUCGUCGUACCAGACCCAGUCCAACCAACAACAAUCCCCUUUCAAUAAUGUACAUACUUUCGGUGGCGGCGUCCGCUCCUUCUCGGCGGGCAUGGCGCGCGCGCCGCAGCUGAGCCCGUCACCCCGCAACUUCAACUUUCCAGCAUCGGCGCUGGGAGUCGUGGCCGCCGACGCACAGGAGCGUGAGGCUGUCGAGGCUCUUCUUAGUCUUGGGUCUAUGUAA
This is a messenger RNA of Chaetomium fimeti, 1110 nucleotides long. RefSeq names its product putative Sin3 binding protein-domain-containing protein. The transcript has a single exon. Bases 1 to 1110 code for a protein of 369 amino acids. Gene Ontology annotation, biological process: positive regulation of transcription from RNA polymerase II promoter by glucose. The record is from RefSeq and is a predicted model, not a curated record. Gene Ontology annotation, molecular function: sequence-specific DNA binding. Lineage: Eukaryota; Fungi; Ascomycota; Sordariomycetes; Sordariales; Chaetomiaceae. Gene Ontology annotation, cellular component: nucleus.